AUGCGGGGUGACAAACGUUGGGUUUACUUCCUCAAACUCCUGAACGAGAUUGACCUUUCUAAGUGCGAGUCGGUAUGUCUAUUUGUCGACAAAGUCUUCCUGCCGUCACCACAGAGCCAGAACUUGCCGCACGAACGGCAGAACGAGGUGCGCAAGCAUGUAAAGGACCUCUUGGUUGAACGCAAAGACUACAAGGACCUUCUGAGGACAUUGGAUGAUCGUGGCCGUCUACGCGCUUCCACCAAAAUGCUUAAGAGCUUCACUUGUGAAGAUGCCAGCAGCGAGGGUUUGCGUCGGGUCAUGCUGAGUCUUUCACGCGAGCUUAAGCGCAUCCACCCGGAAUCCUUGGAGAAUGAGUUGAAACAGACAACGCUGAAGCUUCUCGCUUGGUUUCUAACCGAAGGUCAUGAACCUAGCAUCAAGACGUGUCUGGAUCUCGCGAUCGAGCCACAGGAGCUGCUUGCUGGGCUUGAUCGAGAGAAGGCUAUCAACCUUCCGGUGCGGUGCACGACCCCAGAAUCUGUCCAGCUGUGCUGCGACAGGCUCGUGUUGGUUCCAAGCAACUUACUGUCCGUUGAAUGCGGUAGGCUGUAG
Messenger RNA from Symbiodinium sp. CCMP2592, 594 nucleotides. NCBI's taxonomy places the organism in Eukaryota, Dinophyceae, Suessiales, Symbiodiniaceae. The record is from the annotation of a GenBank genome assembly.